AUGGAUUUAUUCUUUCGAAUUACUGAGGGAGAGCAAACCACGUUGAUCGGUACCCGUGACAAGAGUGAUACAAGUAUUGGUCUGGCCGUCCGGGAUGAGCGGUUUUGGUUGCGCGUAUUGACGUCUGGAGGUCUCGGCUUCAGCGAGGCCUACAUGAUGGGCGAGAUUGAGGUCGACGACCUCACCGCAAUCCUUGAACUCUUUAUCGACAACCUAUCCGGAGUCACUGCGGUGUCGUCCAUCUUCUCACGCAUGACAGCGCUGGCGACGAGUGUAUCUAAUGCAUACAUCGGCCAGUCCCGCCUCAAUGCCCGGAUGAACGCUAUCGCGUCCUACGACCAAUCAAACACGCUCUUUCAGGCGUUCCUAAGCAAGGAAAUGAUGUACUCCUGCGCGCUCUGGAGCGAGGAGGAAAGUGGCGUCGCCGGCGACUUAGUCGCUGGCCCAACGGCCGCCGACCUCGAGUGUGCUCAGCGCCGGAAGCUGCAUCAUAUCCUACGCCAGGCACGAGUGCAGCCCGGACAUCGCAUUCUCGAGUUUGGCUCUGGCUGGGGCGGACUUGCUAUAGAGGCAGCGCAAAGCUUCGGUUGCGAGGUCGACACCCUCACCUUGUCAAAGGAGCAAAAGGCCCUCGCGGAGGAGCGCAUUAGGGUGGCGGGCCUGGAGGACCGCAUUCGUGUCCAUUUGUUGGACUACCGCGACAUACCCGCCGAAUUCGAGAACGCGUUCGACGCGUUCGUCAGCAUCGAAAUGCUCGAGCAUGUCGGCCCCAAGUACUACCCCACCUACUUCAAGCUAGUGGAUUUUGCGCUUAAGCCACGGAAUGCGACUGCGGUGGUUACCUCCUCCACUUUCCCCGAGGGGCGAUACAGCGAUUACCAAGCGGUGGAUUUCAUGCGAAAGUAUAUGUGGCCCGGUGCGUGCCUCCCGAGCGCAACGGUGCUGGCGAAUGCCGCCCUCACCGCGGCACAAGGCCGCUUCACUCUUAACCGCGUCGAGAAUCACGCUGCACACUACCCGCGUACCCUCCGGACGUGGGGUCGCCGUCUGAAGGCCAACCUGCGCCAGGACGUCAUCGCAAUGGAACAUCCCGCGCUCAAGGAUGACGUGCAGUUUGCGAUCUUCAUGCGCAAGUGGGAGUACCAGUUCGCGUAUGCGGAGGCGGGCUUUUUAAAGGGCUACCUAGCGUGUCACAUGCUUACGUUCACCCGCACGGUAACUAGUCUGCUAGAAUACGCGUUGUCAAAAUGUACAUGA
This is a messenger RNA of Postia placenta MAD-698-R-SB12, 1257 nucleotides long. RefSeq lists its product as hypothetical. The transcript has 11 exons. Lineage: Eukaryota; Fungi; Basidiomycota; Agaricomycetes; Polyporales; Adustoporiaceae. Bases 1 to 1257 code for a protein of 418 amino acids. The record is from RefSeq and is a predicted model, not a curated record. Gene Ontology annotation, biological process: lipid biosynthetic process.